Molecule: messenger RNA, 2823 nt
Organism: Neocloeon triangulifer
Lineage: Eukaryota; Metazoa; Arthropoda; Insecta; Ephemeroptera; Baetidae
Exons: 9
Coding region: 298-2409 (703 amino acids)
Source: RefSeq, a predicted model, not a curated record
UUGCGUGCGCAUGAAAACGAAUAUAUACGAAAACGGAAAAAUAUAUAACAGGCGCACGAGAGAUCUCUGUCGCAACUUCGCGUGCUUCGCGGCUCGCGCAUGCAGAUGCAAAUUGCAAGCAAAAGAGACGCACCGCACCGCACGCAGUUUUUGUGGACUUGUUUGCGCAGCAGAAUUGCAAUUUCAGUUUGAACGUCGCAGUUAACUAAGGUGUCGUCUGUUGUGAAUUGAGAUUUUCACAUUAGAUCCUGGUGUGGUCCGUGGUCCUCUACAAUUUUCUCACUUCAUAAUUUCAUCAUGGAUCAGCAAGAAAUUGAAGUUAAAUUAUUUGAGCCUUCAUCAUCUCCACGAAACUUCACUUCUGAUCCCCGUUUUAACUACAAAACUUUGAACAACAUCUUGCCAAUCUUCGUGAAGGUUACGUUGGAAAAGGACGAACUGAUCAAAUUCUUCAGUGAAGCCAAGUCUGCUGAAGACAUUGCUAGGCUCCUCCUUGCCAUUGUCGUGGACAAUUGCAAAGGCCCUGAGGUGGCGAUGACCAGAGUUGUGGAAUCACUCAAACUGGUUCCUGAGCAUAUGAAAGAAAGAGUUGAGGCUGUGAUGUUGCUUUCGUCAGUUGAGACUAUUUUAGAGUUAGCACCUAAGAAGAAGCGGAGGCAGUUGGCACAGAAAAUUGGAGUUUUCUUUGCCCGAUUCUGCAAGGACAUGCAAGAUCCAGCUUUGUUCUUCAGAGUUCUUCUCAAAGUUUUUGAAAAAACAAAUUUGCCAGGCUGUGAACAGUGGUUUAUUAGCCAGAUCCUUAUGUCAGCAUUCAAUGAAUGGCCAUUUGUGAACCACAAAUUGUUUGUUGAAUGCAUUGAGACAAACAGGGAAGUCUCAAAAAGGAAGCAAAUAUUGCCUCCAUUGAUGACCAAGCUUAGCUUCUUUGCCAAAACUUGCAACAAUGGUGUUCGCUACGGCAUUCUCAUUUCCCUCAAUGAUAAGCUGCUGAAAACAUUUCUAAUUGAGGAUGUGCUAAGCGUGGCCUAUGCAUUCAUGCAGAAUCCGCACAAAAGUGCCUGGGCGUUGGACACACUGGCAAUUGCUUACAGUCUGCGCCGCACAGAUGCCGGCUUGAAAGCCCCACUCAUCAGAGCGUUAAAAUAUUUUGAAAAACAGAACCACUUGCUGUUACCCCUGGAAAUUUCUGAAGCAAUUGUCAGAGCUAAGAUACUCAUGGAGCUGAGUGACUAUCAGCCAAUGGACAGGCUGAAGAUGAUGCCGACCAGUGCAGAAUCCGUCGAGAAGCUCCACCAAAUGAUCCAAAAUGAGAAGGUACUCAUUGGCCAAGAUAUGGCUAUUCCUGAGAGCAAAUCUAUUUUGGAAAAGUUUAACUUGGACUUAAUAAUGGCAGAAGAUCUAAAAAACUUGCAAAACAUCCAGGCAAUCCAAGUAGUUGACUUAACAGGGGAAAAAGACACCAGCAGCUGGACUUCAGACGUUACUGCAAAAAAACGUCCAUCUGCUCAGCAGCAAAGUUCAACAUCCUUGGAUUUUAUUCCUCUAGAGCCACCUACUUCUAAGCGCUCAAAAAUUCAAUAUACUGAGAGCACUCUUCUUGAAUCUCUGAGGGGACUAUGCAAUGGAUUUGGCAAUAUCUCGCAAAUUGAAAUAUUUAGCAAAGAGGUCUGUGCCAUGGUGAACUCAACCAAUGAGGAUUUGCUAGCAAAAUGUUUGCUUGGCCAUUUCAUCCAUGUUGUUGAUGAAGACUUUGAAUGGCCUUUAAUGGUAAUGUGCUCAAUGUUUUCCGAGUCUGGGUGGGCCUCUAUUGUGGAGAAAAUUGUUGAAGCCAUGCCCAGUUUUGUGAAGGAAGCAACCAAAUCUUCUGCUGAGAAAUUCGGACGUGCUGCUGCUCGUCUGUGUCGAAAUCUCGAUCAAAAGGAUCUCUUGAUGUCCUUCUUAGCUCAAGUGAUUGUAGAUCAAAGCCCUGAGAAUCUCACAACCUGCCGCGCAGCUCUCACCAUUUGGCCCGAAAUGCUCUCAAAAUCUUUCGAAAAUGUGACCAGCCAUGCUCUUGCCCUGGCUUUGUGGAAACUGCACACACUUCAAGAAGCUUCUUCAGUUAUUAGUGAAGGCAAGCAGCCUCCAGAAAAAGCAGCAACAAGUGAGGAGUCUGAGUCUGCGACUAAAGAAAUUUUUGGGGAUGAAAAGGAAAAAGAUGUUUGCGAGAAGCUGACAGUGGAAGCUGAGAUGAGUGCCAACUCUCAAGGAAAAAUCGUCACUGAUGAAUCUCAACCUUCAAACGGUUCUCUAAAUAAAACAGAAAAUGAAGGGCCCACAGAGAAAUCAAGUGAUGGGGAGUCUGCAGCAAAAUCUGUGCAGAUCGAGGAAUUUCCAGCAAAAGAAGGAGCUACAGAGGGGGUCUUCUGAUAAGUAAAUAAUAUGAGAUUUUGUAACAGAUUCAUUACAGAGUGAGAAGAAGAAAAACCACAUUUAAAUUAAGUAAAUACAUAAUAUUGUAUUUUGGUAAAACUGUACUUCAAAGUUAAAUUUUCUGUGACCCAUAAUAUGAAUUGUGGGAUGAGGGAUGAAUACUUCAAUAAAACACGAGUUUUGUUUUCAUCAUGUGAGAAUAUAAUAAGCUUUUCCAUAAAUAUACAGCAAUGGUUAAAGUAUAUUUUAUCAUUAAUAGGUAAUAUCGAGGAUAUAUUACAAUAAACUCUGGCAAUAAACAUCAUUUCAUUCAUUUUUCGCCUAUCUAUAAAUACAUAUACAUGUAUUAAUUAAGUAUGCCAGUAAAAUUUUUUUGGGAAAACUAAAAUAAAGAACUUUGUUUCAACUAAA